Molecule: messenger RNA, 882 nt
Organism: Babjeviella inositovora NRRL Y-12698
Lineage: Eukaryota; Fungi; Ascomycota; Pichiomycetes; Serinales
Exons: 1
Coding region: 97-864 (255 amino acids)
Source: RefSeq, a predicted model, not a curated record
CUUCAUCAAAGAUUCUAUAAAUAUGCCCCCAAUUCUUUCAAGUUCUUUUUUUUUCAUUUGAUUUCUCAUUAUUAAAGCCUACCUUUCAAAUACACUAUGAAGUUCUCCGCUGUUACUCUCGCUACUAUCUUGCUUUCCACUGCCAUUGCGGCCCCAAUGGCCGAAGCCCAGCCAAACGCCAUUGCUCUCGCCGAUUCCAACCUAUUUCUGAGCUGGUUUGGUAGCAACGGUUUUUCUAACGUCCUUGCCAACAUUGCUGGUUGUACCAUCGGCAGCAAUUCCCAGGCGUUCAACUGUAACUCCUUUGGUGACAGAUUGGUUGCCCUUGGUAACAGAUGUCAGCAGGGUAGCUAUGAUCAAAGUUGCUUCGCAAAUGCCAAGCAGCAAUUGCUUACACUCUGCGGAACCGUUCCAAACUACGGAACUCCACAGUGCAACAGCUACCUGGAUAUUGGUAACCACUUGAUCACCAUCGGCCAGAAAUACCAGUGCAACCUGGUAAAGAACCUCAACUGGGGCACCAUCGGUGACUGUGCUUCCCUGAUUGAAGUUAUUGCACCACCACCGAUCAGUCAUAGCUCCAUCUCCAGCUGCGGUGAUCAGUUAAUUUCUUGGGGUAAUUACUGCAAGUCGAACCCUGGAAUCUCGGAGGCCAAUUUGCAAAUCAUCAUGCAGGGGUGUUCUCAGCUCCAGAUCUUUACCCAAGGCUGCGCUCCAUCUUGGAAUGCCAACAAGAAGUACUGCGCCCUGGAUUUCGGUAACAUGUUGAUCAGUUACGGUAACUCCUGUAAGAGUGGCAGCGUCCCCGCCUCUAGCUUGCCAUCCAUCAACGGCUGUUUCCAGAAUUUGAGCCCAUGCUUCUAAGUGGUAUCUCUGUUGCAG